Molecule: messenger RNA, 738 nt
Organism: Penicillium canariense
Lineage: Eukaryota; Fungi; Ascomycota; Eurotiomycetes; Eurotiales; Aspergillaceae
Gene: mde1
Product: methylthioribulose 1-phosphate dehydratase MDE1
Exons: 3
Coding region: 1-738 (245 amino acids)
Cellular component (GO): cytoplasm
Molecular function (GO): metal ion binding; methylthioribulose 1-phosphate dehydratase activity
Source: RefSeq, a predicted model, not a curated record
AUGUCCUCCACUCCAGACGAGGCCGUCGCGGCCACCACCAACAAUGACCACCUCGUGCAGUCUUCCGACCCCGAGCACCCGGCGAACCUCAUUCCGGAGUUAUGCCGCAAAUUCUACAAUUGGGGAUGGGUUACUGGCACCGGUGGAGGGACCUCCAUCCGCCACGGCGAUCACAUCUUCAUUGCUCCCUCCGGAGUCCAGAAGGAGCUUAUGAAGUCUGAGAACAUCUUCGUCCUCCAAUGGCCCACCAAGAAAUACCCUGCCGAGGAGCGCAACUAUAUCCGCCGGCCUCUCAAGCUCAAUCCGUCCGCCUGCACUCCGCUGUUCUUGACGGCCUUUGAGAACGGUGCCGGUUGCUGUAUUCACACCCACUCCCAGUGGGCAGUCCUAGUGACCUUGCUGGUCGAGCGGGAGAAGGGCCCGGACGCCUGCUUUGAGAUCAGCACCAUCGAGCAGAUCAAGGGUAUUCCCCGAGGCAAGGGCAAGGGCAUGUUGGGAUACCAUGACACCCUGCGUAUCCCCAUCAUUGAGAACACUGCCUUCGAGGAGGACCUGACUAGUGGUCUGGAGGCCGCCAUGAUGACAUACCCGGACACGUACGCGGUGCUCGUUCGCAGACACGGAAUCUAUGUCUGGGGUGACAAUGUUGCCAAGGCAAAGACCCAGUGCGAAAGUCUGGACUAUCUGUUCCAGCUGGCCGUGGAAAUGCACAAGCUGGGCCUUCCGUGGGUCAAAUAA